This is a messenger RNA of Saimiri boliviensis boliviensis (Bolivian squirrel monkey), 9171 nucleotides long. The record is from RefSeq and is a predicted model, not a curated record. NCBI's taxonomy places the organism in Eukaryota, Metazoa, Chordata, Mammalia, Primates, Cebidae.
AACGCGCGGGGCGCGCGGGGGCCGCUGCUCUCCCACGGCCGGGGCGCCCGGGCCGCAGAGCCCGCCAGCCCCGUGCAGCGCCGCGGCCUCCAGCGCGCGGGCAGGCGAGCGAACGGGCGCAGCCGGGGAAUGCCUGGACCCCGGGGAGCAGCGGGGCUGGAGGCGGCUGCGGGCUUCAGGGCAACUUCACCCGGCGGGCUGCGGCGUGGUCUCAUAUAAGAACUACAGCUCAUCAAGAGGAGAUCGCAGCAGGGUAAGAGACACCAACACCAUGUUCUGCACGAAGCUCAAGGAUCUCAAGAUCACAGGGGAGUGUCCUUUCUCCUUACUGGCACCAGGUCAAGUUCCUAAAGAGUCUGCAGAGGAGGCAGCAGGAAGCUCAGAGAUCUGCAAAGCAACCGUGCCCAUCUGUCAAGACAUUCCUGAGAAGAACAUACAAGAAAGUCUUCCUCAAAGAAAAACCAGUCGGAGCCGAGUCUAUCUUCACACUUUGGCAGAGAGUAUUUGCAAACUGAUUUUCCCAGAGUUUGAACGGCUGAAUCUUGCACUUCAGAGAACAUUGGCAAAGCACAAAAUUAAAGAAAGCAGGAAAUAUUUGGAAAGAGAAGACUUUGAAAAAAUAGUUGCAGAACAAGCAGUUGCAGCAGGAGUUCCAGUGGAGAUCAUCAAAGAAUCUCUCGGCGAAGAGCUUUUUAAAAUAUGUUACGAGGAAGAUGAAAACAUCCUAGGAGUGGUUGGAGGCACCCUGAAAGAUUUUUUAAACAGCUUUAGUACCCUUCUGAAACAGAGCAGCCAUUGCCAAGAAGCAGGAAAAAGGGGCAGGCUUGAGGAUGCCUCCAUUCUGUGCCUGGAUAAGGAGGACGAUUUUCUGCAUGUUUACUACUUCUUCCCUAAGAGAACCACAUCCCUGAUUCUUCCGGGCAUCAUAAAGGCAGCCGCUCACACAUUAUAUGAAACCGAAGUAGAAGUGUCAUUAAUGCCUCCCUGCUUCCAUAACGACUGCAGCGAGUUUGUGAAUCAGCCCUAUUUGUUGUACUACGUUCAUGUGAAAAGCACCAAACCAUCCCUGUCCCCCAGCAAACCCCAGUCCUCGCUGGUGAUUCCCACAUCACUCUUCUGCAAGACAUUUCCAUUCCAUUUCAUGUUUGACAAAGAUAUGACGAUUCUGCAAUUUGGCAAUGGCAUUAGAAGGCUGAUGAACAGGAGAGACUUUCAAGGAAAGCCCAAUUUUGAAGAAUACUUUGAAAUUCUGACUCCAAAAAUCAACCAGACGUUUAGUGGGAUCAUGACUAUGUUGAAUAUGCAGUUUGUUGUGCGAGUGAGGAGAUGGGACAACUCUGUGAAGAAAUCUUCAAGGGUUAUGGACCUCAAAGGCCAAAUGAUCUACAUUGUUGAAUCCAGUGCAAUCUUGUUUUUGGGGUCACCCUGUGUGGACAGAUUAGAAGAUUUUACAGGACGAGGGCUCUACCUCUCGGACAUCCCAAUUCACAAUGCACUGAGGGAUGUGGUCUUGAUAGGGGAACAAGCCCGAGCUCAAGAUGGCCUGAAGAAGAGGCUGGGGAAGCUGAAGGCCACCCUUGAGCAAGCCCACCAAGCCCUGGAGGAGGAGAAGAAAAAGACAGUAGAUCUUUUGUGCUCCAUAUUUCCCUGUGAGGUUGCUCAGCAGCUAUGGCAAGGGCAAGUUGUGCAAGCCAAGAAGUUCAGUAAUGUCACGAUGCUCUUCUCAGACAUCGUUGGGUUCACUGCCAUCUGCUCCCAGUGCUCACCACUGCAGGUCAUCACGAUGCUCAACGCACUCUACACUCGCUUUGACCAGCAGUGUGGAGAGCUGGAUGUCUACAAGGUGGAGACCAUUGGCGAUGCCUAUUGUGUAGCUGGGGGAUUACACAAAGAGAGUGAUACUCAUGCUGUUCAGAUAGCACUGAUGGCCUUGAAGAUGAUGGAACUCUCUGAUGAAGUUAUGUCUCCCCAUGGAGAACCUAUCAAGAUGCGAAUUGGACUGCAUUCUGGAUCAGUUUUUGCGGGCGUUGUUGGAGUUAAAAUGCCUCGUUACUGUCUUUUUGGAAACAAUGUCACUCUGGCUAACAAAUUUGAGUCCUGCAGUGUACCACGAAAAAUCAAUGUCAGUCCAACAACUUACAGAUUACUCAAAGACUGCCCUGGUUUUGUGUUUACCCCUCGAUCAAGGGAGGAACUCCCACCGAACUUCCCCAGUGAAAUUCCUGGAAUCUGCCAUUUCCUGGAUGCUUACCAACAAGGAACAAACUCAAAGCCAUGGUUCCAAAAGAAAAAUGUGGAAGAUGGCAAUGCCAAUUUUUUAGGCAAAGCGUCGGGAAUAGAUUAGCAACCUAUAUGCUUCUUUAGAAGUCUUUGGGGUUUCACUCAUUGAAGAUGUGUGGACCCUCUGAAAGCACUUUAGGAUUGUAGAUGGCUAACGAGCAGUGUUAAAAUUUCAGGAGCCAACUCACAAUCUACUCUUUCUUUCAUUUAACCUAACAAAAUGUGUUCACUUCAGUACUACAGCUCUUCUGUUAAAAAGAAAAAAAAAGAAAGAAAGAAACCUUAAAAAGUUACUAUUUGGGUAGUAUUUCUGUUAUAUAACCAUCACUUAUUAUCUGUACUCAAAAUUCAGCAUCUUGUACAUAUAUCAGAUAAUUGUAGUUAAUUGUACAAACUGGAGUCACCUGCAAUCUGAUAUCCUGGUGAAAUGCCGUGGUUAUUAAAGUGUGUUUGUGAUAGUGUUGUCUUAAAAAAGGAUUUUGAAUAGAAGUUACAUUCUUUGACACUGUAAGUUCUUUCAAACUUUCAACUCUGCAUUUUAUUGCAUUUUCUCAUUUAACUGUUAGCAUAUGUUUGAAUAUAGGGUGACCUUUUUUUCUCUAUUGUAUUUUCUUCUUUUUUUCUUUUUAGAAAAUAAGCAAUUAGGGGUUAGAUGCUAUAUGAAUAUAAAAUAGUUCUGUAAAUAUCAAAUAUUAUUUUUAGUUCUUGAAGUUACAAAUACUCUCCAUAGUAAUGUGUGUUAUAACAAUAAAUAUUUCUUUUGUUUGACUUUUUUAAAUUCUACAAUGGUAAAGGCUAUUUUAAUUCAUAUUAGUGAUUUAAUUCCUAUUAAUUCAUUUUACUAUAACGAUAGCUAAGUAUUCAAGAAAAAAGAGGUUUGUAUCUUGUAUUAAAUUGCAGUAAUAUAACUCUAAUCUAAUUUAGCUGAAAGCAACAUGGGAAUAAAGUAAUGAUCCAGAGGACCCACCAUAAAGGACAUUGGUAAAACAUUCACACACGUGCACAUACAUGCAGGCACACUUGGAGCAAUGUGGACCUACUUCAGCAGACAUCUUCUGUUGCCAUGAUGAGCCAUUUACAAUUUUAAGAAGAAAAUCUAAGUACGGAAGUAGAAAUAAGACUUGUUCUUUUGUGGGUAUCUCAUUUUUCAUGAGUAUUUGAGAUGAACAUUUUGGUGUAUGUUUAAGAAUCAAGUUUUUGUUUCAUCAUUAAAUAUACAUAUAAGUUUGUUUAUUCUAUUUGAAAUAUCUUGAUUUUUUUAAGAGACUCAGUAUUGAUAAAGCAAAUAAGGCAGUGACUACAUUAUGGAAAUUUCUGAUAUUUUUUUCUAGAGCUUCACCUUUUUUCUUUGAUUUUACAUAAACCUUUAAGCAGCUAUGAUCUUUUAAUUUUAAUUAUGUCAGUUGAAGUUUUCUGGUGAACUAAAAUAUAUACAGUUUGGUUGGGCAUAAGGAUUUGAUUUUUAAAAGCUCAAAUUUAAAGCAAGAAAAAGAUGAACGUUAAACGGUUUUAAAAUCAAUAUUAGCAGAGCCAUAGAUGUGCUAAACUCUUAAUUGGGGUUCUGAGAAUCAGUUUAAAAAUUCUUUGAUUGCCUUCAUUUGUGCCCAGGCUUCCCCACAGUGACAUCAGGAAUAGUUAUUACUGAUUGGCCUCUAGUAUUCCGAGGGUACUGCUAUAGAUAAUACAAUAAUGUUGUUUACUAAGGGCUAACCCAGUGUCUUACAGGACUGACUUUGACUCAAUGAACACUCACCCUAUUAUUAGAAAGUACCAUAGGCCUUGAGAAAGUAUAGUUACAGCCUCACAAAUAUACGAAGUUAAAUCACUACUUACAAUUAAAAUAAAAAUAUAAAUACAUUUUUCCUUCUAGGACCAAACUCUUAUGGGGAAAUAAUAGAAACAAAGAAAAUGUAAAAGCAUAAAAUGGAAUGUAGUCUUGAUCAAACAUUUCUGCAGACCUCAAUUUGCUAGUGAUUUGUACUCAAAAAGUUUAUAAUUCAGUUAGAAUUUAGAAAGUAUUUUCUGUGUUUGUGAUAGAUUAGCAUAUAUACAAAACAAACGGGAAAUGUAUGUAAUCUUGAUGAAAAGUUGCGUGAGAGUUUCUUGUACUAUUCAUGCAACUUUUCUAUAAAUUUGGCAUUUUAUCUAAAUAAAAAACUACCAAAAACUUUUUCACAGAGAAAUUAAAUCAUCUGUGGUCGAUUCCCCAGACCAGCUUACAAAGGCCCAUUAAAUAUAGAAUAAUCUAUGGAUCUUAAAGAAGAUGAACAUACAUUUCCAUGACAGAGUACAUAUGAAAUUCACAAUUUAGUUGCUAAAACAUUUAAGGAAUUUCUUUCUUCCCUAUCUUAUCUGCUUCAGAUCCAGACCAGUGAUGGUAGCCAGAGUAGAGAACAUAGAUUCUUAAAAUAAAUAAGGGAACAAAGUCAGAGCUUGUGAGUUAUUGAGGAUGGAAAAAAAGUGGACAAACAGGGCCUGUAAUCAGGUUGGGAACUAUGGGUACUGAAUUAUGUUGCCAUUUAACUAUCCCCAAAAUAAGAUUGGGUCUCAAGACUGCUUCCCUAACAGACUGUUUCUCCUGAAAAUUCAGGGGCUGUUCCUUCUGUUCUGAUGAUAUGGUUUCCAUUCAUGGCUUCUUGUUCUGUUAUUUUUUGUGUGUCAAGUGCCCUAUAUAAAUUAGCUCCUUAAACAUAUUUCUCAAGCAAGCACAGAGUUAUACUGAAGUUUUCUAAAGAUGCUUUGCAUCAGGAAGCAAAGGGAAAUACAGAAUUAAAAUGUUUCUUCCCAUUUUGCUUUGCCUUUUUAUAUCUAUCUAGAUUUUGUCAGAAAAUGCAAAGCGUAUAUUUAAGAAAACCAGAAUACAAAUAGAUUCGUUUUAUCGUUUUCAUUUAUUCAUUCAUCCAGAAUUAUUGAAUACUUACUAUGUGCCAGGAAUAUUGCAAUAUUUUUGAAAUUUAAAGGUAAAGUAUGGCCCAAAAUCAAGAAAGGAAAGUAAAAGACAAAUAGAAGACAUAAUUACAACAUUCUGUGAGAGCAGAAAGUCGGGGACUCUGCUUAGAGAAGUCUUUGGUCUUAGAGUUCAUCAAGCAGAGAGGAGGAAGGGCAUGGUCUAGACAGAUAAAUUACCACACACAAAGAGAUGGAGUCUUGGGGGUGUGUAGCAUGUUCUGGACAGUCAGUUGCCUGGGAUGAGUUGGGAGGAGGGAGAAUAAGGACAAAAGACCAUCUGGACAAAAAUCACCAAGGGUUAUGUGUGUCACGUAGAGGUGUGCCAUGAGAGUUGUCAAUAUUACUAUUGUAACAUUAAUAUAUAGUAAUUAAUAACUAUACAUGACACAGCUUUAUGUGACCUUAAAUAGUUAUCAACAUUAUUACCAUAAUAGUAAUAUUAACUAUAAUAAGAGCUAUUAUUCACUUGAGGCACUUUUUCAAAAUAGAUCUUACAAAAGAAACAAAAAGAAGCAGUAAAACGUGAAAAAUCAGAUCCAUUGGCUUCUGUUUCCCUCUCCAACUGUUUUAAAGCUACUAGAUAAGAGAGGGAUCAAGUCUUCAGGGAAGUGAAUGGUAUGAUCAGAUGUGUGUUUUCCAAAGACUAUCAGAAAUAGGAUAAUUUUCAAGACCUGGGAAAUAUUUGUAUCCAUAGAUAAGGAGAGACAGGAUGGGUAUUUACUUGCCUGGGUGACUAAAGAAACAUCUGUUUAUGGCUCAAGGGAAAAUGAUUUAUUUUAUAUCCUGGAUAUUUUGCCACAAACAUGAGCAAAAAGCUGGAAUGUCUGGCCUUGGAAUUUUAUAGCAUUCUCAAGGCCAUUAGUCUUUCAGAUCCUUUGGUAGGGAGGGAAGAAGAGUUGCCUCAGCAUUUUAACUAACCUGUCUGCCAAAUUUCUUCUUCCUGAUAUUUCCAGCCACAGCAAGGCAAAGACUUCCCAGCCCUGUCUCAGGUUAGGUGAGAAGAAAGCAUGGGAUGGAAGAGGGUGGUUGUCUGUGGUAGGCCUCACAAAUGACAGAGAUGAAUAAACAAGAGUGUCUAGUCCCAGUGGUGUCUGAGGAAUCAGUUCUCAGAGACUACCCAGCUGGAAAACUGCCCAGAUGGAGCUUCACAUGCAAAGCCCCAAUGAAGUCUAGUGCCGCAGAAUGCUUUAAACCCACCGUCAAGCCCCUGUUGAUGAAAUGUUAGUAGCCCCAAGCAGAAUCGGUUAAUGAAUUACUGCAGUAGUAUCAGGUGCAUGGGUUUGACCUACAUAAAUCAUUAUUAAUAAGUAAAAUGGAAUAUUUGACACAUACUUGUUGAGGAGCUUGUUUGAUCACUACCUUUCACUGAACAAUAAAACAGAUCAUUGAUGUCACCUCAUUUUGCACUUUGAUGCUAUUUCACUUUCAGGUGGUUGCACUUGGACAGUUAAACGGAGGCCGACUUGAAGGGUGCAGAGAUGGAGAACGUGGCACAUGUGAGAGGUGGGAGGGCAGAGACGCCUUGCAGUUCCUGUGAGGAGGGACUUACCAUCUCCUCCAAAACAGAAAUUCAGGGCUGCAGAGACGGUAGGGAAGUGCAGUUCACUUGUCAAAACACAGGCUAAAAGCAGGGACUGCUUAACUUACUAAGCAGAGAAAACCGAAUGUCCUUUUCAACCAAAAUUUACAAACGUUAGAGUUUAUGGUCCUUCUUAGGAUACUUUUCAAGACUUGGGAAAUAUUUGUAUCCUUUGGUGAGAAGAAGAAGGAUCAAUUACUAAAGCCGUAAGAUUUCAGUAACGAAGGCAAUUAGUCCUUUGUCAUCUGUGUUGUUUGGUUUUCUUCUGUUCUUACCAUGUCAGCUACUAGAUCUUUGAUGAACUGUUGCUCUCCUAUAAAUGUUUCUUUUAUUAUAUUGAUGGUAUGCACUCAUUCAGUAUUCUUAUUUUAAGCCGCGUUAAGCACUAUACAUUUAAUUGCCAUCUGUAUAUCCCUCUAAGCAGCUUGGCUUAUAACAGCCACACCUGCAUCUGUUUUGACUACCCUGCAUAACCCACACGUUUUUUCAUUUAAAACUAUCCUAUUACCUUGUUAUUUAUGUCCAUUUCUUUUCAUAUACAGAGUCUGCCAAAAUAGUAGCAAAAGCUUUAUCAACGUAUAGAUUUCAAUAAAAAAAAAAAAAACUAAGCAAAAGGAAAAAAAUGUGAUAUUCUAAAAGCCACACUUCUUUUAUCACCAGUACAGUUUUUUCCAUCAUCAUAAACUUAGUUUCAUGAACAUGUUAAUAUCUUAGAUUUAAACAUUGGGGUAGAAAUCAGGAUAAAAUUUAAAUGGCAUAUCCAGACUUAAUCUCAGAUAUUCUGGUUGAAGAUAGAUAAAGUUGUGGCUGCCUUUCAAGUUUUUUAAAUUUUUUAAAUUAUAUAAUGUCAGAAAAUUAAAUCGCAAAUGAGCCUUCCAGAUUGUGAGGAAAAUUACUUGGCUGAAAAUGACAUCGCAUAAUGAACAAAUCUUAAAGUAUCUGCUCGGAUGUUUGUUUCAUCUGAAAUGCUGCCAAAUCCAUCUGUAUUGAGGAAAGAACUAUGAGGUAGUUUCAGAGAAACUGAAAACAAAACACAGCAAAACAAAAAUGCUAUUACAGAAAUUGGACAGCCCAAUGUGUUAAGUAUUAAAUACCUGGUACAAAAGCAGCAAAACUGAAGCUCUCUGGAAAGUUACGGCAAUAGCGGUCUGGGAAUUCUGGGCCUUUAGAAAUAGUGAUUCCCAGUGAUGCAGGGAUGGGCAGCAUCCAGACACUGUUUAAUCACAGCGAGCUGCCAUCUUGCCUCAUUAAACUGUAUCUUAUAACAUAGAAGUGAAUGAAAAUAUAUCAGGAUUUGGGAAUUUACUAUUCCUUGACCUCCUUGCACAUAUAAAUUAAAGACGUUCUGGAAAAUAUGAGGACUUGAUAUUCACUGGCCUAGAGCACUUUUCUCCAACCUUUUAGAUUCCUGCAUUCUAUUAGUAAAAUAUUGUAGCACAACAACUCUGUAGGCUGAUACAUGGUGCUCUCAAUCCCUAUACUACAUAUUAGGACAGCUUUUCUAAAUGAGCAUGAAUAUGAAUAGAAAUUCUAGUAUUUUAUUCACCUACCACAGUGAAUCAUCUUUAUAUUUUACUUUGUAAACUGCUACAGUUGGCCAGUGAGUCUUCAUUUUUAUUGAGUCACAUGUCACUUUGAGAGCUGGAUAAAUGAUAAAAGACAAACUACCAGCCCUCCAAAAAUGUGUAUAUGGACCCACACCAGACAUAUAUACUUCGAGAGCUUGGGGAAUCUUGCUAGAAUGUAUUCUUCAGCCACCCUAGUGACCGAAGUACCAUAGACCAUAUUGUCUAGAUGGGACAAAAUAAUAAAUUUUGACUAAGAACUUAUUGUUUAGAGAGAGAAAAUAGUAAACAAUGUUUGAAAUGAGAACACAAUAAAUAACUGACAAGUCUGUGACUUUUGGUUUAGAUGAGACCACUUUUGAUUUUGAGGAAUGAAAGGAGUUAGGUUUUGGGUCCUGAUGUAUACGUGAUUCAUGGAGUUUCAGAUACAGACAAUAGUUUUCUUUUCAGCAAUAUUUAACAUACCUCUCAACAUAUUUUUUGUCAAUUUUUGGUAAAUACACAUUGCUAUAGAUAUACCAGUUUAUUGGUUAUGUUUAGUAACUAAUUUCAUUUUUUCUCUCUAUGUAAGUAUAGCUAUUGGACCUUGCAUUGAAAACCUUCUUUGUACUAACAAUCGUCCUUUUAUUAUUACUAUAAUAGUUGCUUUAAAUGACACAUUUAUUUUGAGUUCUACUUCCGGCAGAGUUGCAAAGUCUAUCAGAAUGUUACCUCCUGUCUCAAAAGCGUGUUAGAUAUUGCUGCCACCUAAAUAUUGUAAUAAAAGUGUUUAAAUAAAAAUCUUCUUAACAUUUAAAA